Monomorium pharaonis (pharaoh ant) is the source of this 1857-nucleotide messenger RNA. RefSeq names its product sulfite oxidase, mitochondrial (gene shop). Bases 148 to 1821 code for a protein of 557 amino acids. Gene Ontology annotation, molecular function: molybdenum ion binding; heme binding; oxidoreductase activity. Gene Ontology annotation, cellular component: mitochondrion. The transcript is spliced from 8 exons. The record is from RefSeq and is a predicted model, not a curated record. Lineage: Eukaryota; Metazoa; Arthropoda; Insecta; Hymenoptera; Formicidae.
UGGCAGCGUUCAGCAAAAAAAAAACCUGAGUAAACACGUCGAUCACUGGUUGAGACACUGGCAGAUACUGGUUUACGCUGGUUGUUGACAUCACGGCGAGGUAUCGUGUAAACCACUGUAAACAGUUCGGUUUGCCAAAUCAAUGCUAUGAGUCUACGUUGGAAAAUAUUUCGGGAACUAAGGCAAAGAUUGCAGAUACCAGCGCUGCAGGUAAUAAUAAGAAACUACGACACCUGCCAGCAAUAUCCCACAAAGAAGUACGGAUCUUCCAAAAAUGCGCGAGAUCCUGCUGCACUGUACGCAACAUGCAUCACCGGUGUCGUGACCGCUUUGGGUAUAUCCUACUACAUCAAAUACAAGAGAAACGUUUACGCUCUUAGCGCAACAGAAAGUAUACAAUGUGGUCGAUUGCGAAAGGAUAUGAAGACGUACACCCUGGAGGAGGUCGGGCAGCACGACAGCAAGAAGAAUCGUAUCUGGGUUACCUAUGGGCAAGGUGUGUACGACAUAACGGAGUUUAUUGAUAAACAUCCAGGUGGUCCCUCGAAGAUCAUGAUGGGUGCAGGGGGAUCCAUUGAGCCAUUCUGGACCGUAUUUGCGAAUCACAACACACCAGAAAUUCACUCGCUGCUGGAAUCCAUGAGAAUAGGAAAUAUCUCAGAGGAGGACGCUGAAUCGAACAAAAGUGACUUGUAUGAUCCAUAUGCAACUGAACCCACUAGGCACAAGGCCUUAAUAAUCAAUGGCAGUAAACCUUUCUGUGCAGAGCCAUCUUCACAGUUAUUAGUUGAAAGCUUUCUCACGCCAGUUCAAUUUUUUUACGUAAGAAAUCACUUGCCUGUUCCACAAAUUGAUAUAAAGGAUUACACAUUAGAGUUAGCGAUAGAAGGGACAACCAAGAAAACACUUGACUUCAAGGGGAUAACAAAAUACAAGAAGAAAACGAUAACAGCAGCUGUGAUGUGCGGUGGAAACAGGCGUUCGGAGAUGUCGAAGGUAAAGAAAUUAAAAGGUAUCAACUGGAAUGUGGGUGCUGUUGGAAAUGCGACGUGGACAGGUAUACCAUUGUGCGACAUCUUAAAAGAUUUAGGUAUCAACGAAGACGCGUUUGGUCAUGUUCAGUUUGAAGGAUAUGACAUGGAUCCAUCUGGUACGUCAUACGCAACAAGCAUUCCUAUUUCUAAAGCCAUGGAUCCAAGAUGCGACGUCAUCUUGGCUUAUGAAAUGAACGGAGAACCUUUGAGUAGGGAUCACGGAUUUCCAAUCCGUGUAAUCGUUCCUGGUGUUGUGGGCGCAAGAAACGUAAAAUGGCUGAGCAAAAUUAAUGUGUCAAAGGAUGAGAGUCAAUCACAGUGGCAACAAGGCGACUACAAAGGAUUUUCUCCGAGUACAGAUUGGGACAAUGUAGACUUCAGUAAAUCACCUGCGAUACAAGAGAUGCCUGUAGUAUCGGCGAUAUGCGAACCACAAAAUUCAGAUUUGGUCGAAAUCAAGAAUGGAAAAAUUCGAGUGAAAGGUUACGCAUGGUCGGGUGGUGGACGAAAGGUAAUCCGUGUAGACGUUACAAAUGACAAAGGUAAGACCUGGCAUACGGCAAAUUUGAUGGAAGAUCUAAAGGCAAAGGAAGGUCGACAUUGGAGUUGGACAUUGUGGGAUGUAGAAUUACCUGUAGAUAAGAACUCCAAUGAAGUUGAAAUCUGGGCAAAAGCAGUCGACUCUGCGUAUAAUGUGCAACCUGAAAACUUUACUCACAUAUAUAAUAUCAGAGGAUUACUUUGCAAUGCAUAUCAUAAAAUUAAAGUUCAGUUAAACUUAAACUAAUAAAAGAACUUGUUCUUCGUCUAUCAUUGAUAUAAA